Cydia pomonella (codling moth) is the source of this 3383-nucleotide messenger RNA. It is a transcript of the gene Cdk1, whose product is annotated as cyclin-dependent kinase 1. Lineage: Eukaryota; Metazoa; Arthropoda; Insecta; Lepidoptera; Tortricidae. Gene Ontology annotation, biological process: mitotic G2 DNA damage checkpoint signaling; protein phosphorylation; G2/M transition of mitotic cell cycle. Gene Ontology annotation, molecular function: cyclin-dependent protein serine/threonine kinase activity; ATP binding; RNA polymerase II CTD heptapeptide repeat kinase activity. The transcript has 7 exons. Bases 305 to 1240 code for a protein of 311 amino acids. The record is from RefSeq and is a predicted model, not a curated record. Gene Ontology annotation, cellular component: nucleus.
UCUUUAGUGUGGUAUUUGUUGCGAUUUAUAUGGCAACAUUUAAGCGUACACAAACCAACUGCUCGUCAAGAGAAUUUUAAAAAGUUUUCGUUUGAAGUCGUUAUUCGGGUACGUUACGGCAAUAAUUAUCAGAAACAAGAAGAAUUGGCGGGAUAUUAACCAUAAACAUAUAAUUGUAGUCUUAGAAACCGGGUUUGUGAACGAAUUUAUCCAUGUGCUCGUAAAAUUAAAAGAGAUCUAUUGCUUUGUCUCUAGAUCUGAAACUGACAACGUUUUUUCAUAGGCUUAGAAUUUUUAUUUAGAAAUGGAAGACUUCAUUAAGAUAGAGAAAAUUGGUGAAGGUACUUAUGGUGUGGUGUACAAAGGAAAAAACAAAGUGACCGGCCAGUUUGUGGCUAUGAAGAAAAUUAGGUUGGAGGCCGAUGAUGAAGGCAUACCCUCUACCGCAAUCAGAGAAAUAUCGCUACUUAAGGAACUUAAUCACCCGAACAUUGUGAAACUGGAAGAUGUGCUCAUGGAGGAGGCCCGGCUGUUCCUCAUCUUUGAGUUCCUCUCCAUGGACCUCAAGAAAUACAUGGACUCCCUUGGCUCCGGGAGGAUGAUGAGCCCUAACAUAGUGAAGAGCUACCUGUAUCAGAUCAACAGUGCUAUCCUGUACUGCCACCAGCGAAGAAUCCUGCAUCGUGACUUGAAACCACAGAAUCUACUUAUUGACCAGACUGGUAUCAUAAAGGUGGCGGACUUCGGGCUGGGGCGCGCGUUCGGCGUGCCGGUGCGCGUGUACACGCACGAGGUGGUCACGCUGUGGUACCGCGCGCCCGAGGUGCUGCUCGGCAGCCAGAGGUACUCGUGCCCAGUUGACAUAUGGUCACUCGGCUGCAUCUUCUCCGAAAUGUCCUCCAAGAAACCACUGUUCCAAGGCGAUUCUGAAAUAGACCAGCUUUUCCGAAUCUUUAGAAUGUUGCGCACACCCACGGAGGAGAUCUGGCCCGGCGUCACGUCGCUGCCGGACUACAAGCCCACCUUCCCCAACUGGAACACUUUUAACCUAUACAACCAUGUACCAAACCUAGACCAGGUGGGCAUGGACCUCCUCCGCAAGAUGCUGGUGUACGACCCGAUGAAGCGCAUCAGCGCCAAGGACGCGCGCCGCCACCGCUACUUCCGCGACGUGCGCCUCCCGCCCGGCCUGCGCGCGCCCGACGCGCCGCCCGGCGACGGCGCCGUGGCCAGUCUGUGACACGGAGCGCGUUGUAAACACUUGUUUAGUGUAAGAAAAAUUCUUCCUUCAAAGGCAGUUGACUCCUUGUAAACGAUACUGUCCUGUUAAGGCAAAUAGCGCAAUUUGAGGCUGUUUUUGUCGUUUUCUUAACUUUGUUACGUAGCUAAGGUUCAUUCAUCGAGUCGUGGGGGCAUAACCUUUUUCUUAUACUUUACAACUCUUCUACAAUUAAUAGUGUUGGGAAUAAUACCUUAGUCUCCUGCUGAGCCCAUACGCUUUAAGUCUAAGUUAGCAAAAUAUCUUUGAAAUGUGACACUAAGCAGCGUGCGACCUCAAACGGAUUCCAAGGUAAAAUAUUACAAGGGACUUGUCACAUCUCGACGACAUUGACGAAUAAAUUAAAAUUAAGCGGGUCCACAUAAAACGAGCCGCCUCGCGAGGAAAUUGCCGCGCGAGGCAGCUCGGUCUGUGUAGACAUGCCUCGGCCGAGGCCCGUAGCAAUGUGUGUAGGCUUUUACGGUUUCGGCCCGAAGAAAAUAUUCUACGGAUACGUCGCUAGAGUCAGACCAAGAUAAGUUGGCAGCGAUUUUGACAGCCCAGACAGUACAAGUGUUAUUUUUAACGUCAAACUUCUAUGAAAUUAUGACAUUUACUUACACUUACACCGGCUGGGCUAUCAAAAUCGCUGCCAACUUAUCUUGAUCUGACUCUAAUACACUUUGGACCUAGAAAUUUGACAGGUGGAAUACCACUCUAAGACAACCUGUGACUUCAUAACAGGAAAAGGUUUAUUAAAGUUUUAUCUUGUUUAUUUUACAGAAUAAUAUACUUUGUUUUCCUCCUAUUAUGAGACUAUGAGAACACUUAUUUAACUAAAGAAAUAAAUUAACUCUACAAACAUCGCUCACACAGCAACUUUUACAUUCGGACCAAUAGACGGGUCCACACAGAGCGAGCACGCGCGAGGCAAUUUCCUCGCGCACAUAACGGCCAGUGUAGACGUGACCCGGCUAAUCCCGCAAAAAUGUUGACUCAUAGAAAAUAUUGACAUCAAAUUAGACAAAAUGUAUGAAACAGCUAAUUCUUGGUUGUUUCGUAAAAUCUGGGGGUUGGUCCCAUAUAGUAAAUGUGGCUCAAUAUGACAUACAGUACCGGCCAAUAAUAUAUCACCAUGGAGGUGAGGAGGUUUUUAAGGUAGAAUAGCGAAUGAGUCCCACUAACACUACAAUAAUAAUUGCUGUAUGCUCUUUUUCUCGGAGCCUCGUGUCUGGUACGCAGGCGUGUGUGUUUAUGUAUGUGCCAAAGUGUGUAAACGUGGGCAAGCGUCUACACUAGAGAGAAAGGAAAACGGAUCAGUUUUUUAUGGUAUUGCUAUAAAAAGUGCCCUGUUGUAACUGAUCUGAGUUUAUUGUAUAUGUAUAAUUUUUGCCAGUUAUCCCUUUAAUAAUUAUUUUAGUUCAAAUUUGAAAAUAUACGAUGAAUGCCUAAUCUUAAUCUAAUCUUGUUUAAUCUUAGUCUAACCUUGUUUUAUUCGAUAGCAGAGGAAAGUAAUGGAAUUUAGAGAAAGAAAUCGUUGGUUAAGAGUGUAAACCUGCUAAAUCCAUUUUGAAAUUAAUUUAUUUUUAACUUUAAUAUCUAUCAAAUUAGGUUAAUCUCUAUUUUCAAAAAUAGAUUUAGUAGGUUUACACUCUUAGCCAACGAAAUAUAAAGACUGCAAAUUUCCCUCUAAAAGCUGUAACACACGGGCGUACCGGACCGCGACCUUUGUCUGGUCAGUAUAUCUCAUCUCGCUCUCGCUUAUAGAUCCUUGACGGACGUACGGCGGACCACUUUCCACACGAUCGAACAGGCCUCAGGUCCGGUACGCCGACCUGUUACAAAUAUAACACUUAAAAUAAAUUUCAUAAUCGUAAGAAAAGCAUAUCACGAAAGACUCGACGAAAUACUAAUCUAUAGGAUAUUUUCUCAUUUAAAUUCGAAACAAUUUUAAUUUGUCCCUAGAAUUAAAAAAUAUAGAAUAAAUGUUUUUGUCAUGUGGGUAAACUGCUGUAUCUAUUAUGUUAUUGGAAUUAUGGAAUGAAAUGCAUUUUUUAACAAAUAAGAUUGAUUUAAUUUGUCGGUAAUUGUAAUAUACUGUAAUAAUAAUUGAUAUUUUUAGUAA